Gymnogyps californianus (California condor) is the source of this 513-nucleotide messenger RNA. RefSeq names its product cystatin-A-like. The record is from RefSeq and is a predicted model, not a curated record. Gene Ontology annotation, molecular function: cysteine-type endopeptidase inhibitor activity. The coding region runs from base 138 to 434 and encodes 98 amino acids. The transcript is spliced from 3 exons. Gene Ontology annotation, cellular component: cytosol. Lineage: Eukaryota; Metazoa; Chordata; Aves; Accipitriformes; Cathartidae.
GUUCCAUAUGUUACAGGUCAUAUGAUUCCAUGACACAUGUAUAUGUAUAUAUACGAGAUGCCUGGUGACUCUGCUCAGACUGCGCUAAACUUCCCUCUUCAGAAUCACCCAUCAUUUCAGAGAAGUUACCUGCCACUAUGAUGCCUGGGGGCUUAUCUGAGACCAAGCCUGCUACUCCAGAAGUCCAGCAUAUUGUUAACCAGGUGAAGCCACAAUUUGAAAGCAGGGAGAACAAGACGUAUGACAUCUUUAAAGCCAUAGUAUAUAGGACUCAGGUGGUUGCUGGGAUAAACUACUUUAUUAAGGUCCAAGUUUCUGAUGCAGACUAUGUCCACUUCAGGGUGUUUCAGGGCCUUCCUCAGGAGAACCAAGGUCCCAGCCUUGUCAGUUUUCAGACUGGCAAAACCAGAGAUGAUCCUCUGACCUACUUCUGAGAGACGAUGAGGAAUGGUGCCUCAGUCGCAUGUGGGUUCUGCCUGUAUCAGUAAAUGCAUGAAAAUAAAAUGAGUUUUG